Messenger RNA from Trichomonas vaginalis G3, 564 nucleotides. RefSeq lists its product as uncharacterized. NCBI's taxonomy places the organism in Eukaryota, Parabasalia, Trichomonadida, Trichomonadidae. The coding region runs from base 1 to 564 and encodes 187 amino acids. The record is from RefSeq and is a predicted model, not a curated record. The transcript has a single exon.
AUGGAAACAUUAGCUGGAGUGUUAAAUGCUCUCAUAAAUACUACAAUAAACAAGGAUAACGAAGAAAACUUAAUGAAUGUUAAACUUAUUGCAGGAGUUUUGAAGUUCAGUUAUGUGAAGGAGUUUAAGAUACCAAGAAUGAGUCAUAGAGUACAACUUCUUUUGGGUGCAUACCAUAUGACAUUUCCUUUGAAAAGUGUUGACAAAACGAUUGAGAUGAAAUCUGUUCCAUACGUAUGUUAUGGUAAUUGUUUAUACAUUGAGUCUAAAAUAGCUAAUGUCACAGGCAUUUCAGGAGUUAAUAGUAAAGGUUCAGUAGAAUAUAAAUCCUUCUGUUAUGCAGUCAAUUCAAUGUUCAUUCCAAACGUUCCUGUCAUAGCAACUCAUUUAGGUAAAUGGGUUCGCAUUAGUCCUCAUAAUUUGAAAGACAUGCAAUUCAGACUUGUUGACUUUCAAGGAGAGCCUGUAGAACUGAAGGCACCAGUGCGAAUGACUGUUGAAGUUGACUUUUUAGAAAAUAUUAAAUGCAACAGCUUACAAGAGAACUCAGAGCUAAAAAUAUAA